GCCCUUCAUUGCCCAGUACAUUAAGAAUAAGAACGCUAGUAGGUUCGAGUCUACGCUACCAGCUGCCGUCGCUGCUAUACACCGCCAGCACUAUAUGGAUGACUAUAUUGAUAGUUUGCCGGAUGAAGCUACCGCCAUCAGUAUGGUAAAGAAUAUUCGUGAUAUUCACAGUGCGGGAGGUUUCGAAAUCCGCAACUGGACGUGUAAUAGCGCAACUGUGCUCGACACUAUACCUAAGGAUAUUUUAGGCAAUACAGCUGUGACUGCUGUGAGGUUUGGACUGGACGAACAUGACGAAGGUGAGCGCACUCUUGGACUGAUUUGGUACCCUGCCAAGGAUGAACUAGGGUUCGAUGUAUCAUUCAAGCGUAUUCCCGACAGCGUCAUCAAAGGCGAACAGAGACCUACGAAGAGGGUUAUGUUACGUGUCAUUAUGUCAAUUUUUGACAUUUUUGGGUUCUUGUCACCUUUUACUACACAAGGCAAAGUUAUGCUGCAGGACACUUGGCGUCUCCAUAUCGACUGGGACGAUAUUAUUCCAGACGAAUUAUAUAAGAAGUGGUGCAGUUGGUUGGAAUUGCUGAAGGUUAUUGGAGAAAUUCGCCUGCCACGAUGGUUACAGUCAUGCGCUACCAGGUGUAAGAUGGGAGAUGAGUUGACUACGACUUUACCGGGCUCUUCUUUUCAUGUCGUGACCGAGCAAUGCUACAGUGAUUUAGAAGUGCAUUUAUUCAGUGACGCCUCACUUAAGGCAAUGUCAGCGGUUGCGUACUGGCGUUGGAAGAGUAACGAUCAGAUAUUUGUCGCGUUUGUUGCCAGCAAAAGCCGAGUAUCUUCGGUGAAACCUCAAACUGUGCCACGAUUGGAACUACAAGCUGCGUUGCUAGCAGCUCGAGUCGCUGACUCAAUAGCGAAGGCACAUCGUUUGCACGCCACACGGCGAUAUUUUUGGUGCGAUUCAAGUACGGUGCUACACUGGAUUGGCAACAACACUCGUCGAUACAAGACUUUCGAAUCAGUCUUUUCUUAAU
Molecule: messenger RNA, 1031 nt
Organism: Cydia strobilella
Lineage: Eukaryota; Metazoa; Arthropoda; Insecta; Lepidoptera; Tortricidae
Exons: 1
Coding region: 95-1030 (311 amino acids)
Source: RefSeq, a predicted model, not a curated record